Molecule: messenger RNA, 219 nt
Organism: Hippopotamus amphibius kiboko
Lineage: Eukaryota; Metazoa; Chordata; Mammalia; Artiodactyla; Hippopotamidae
Product: mitochondrial import receptor subunit TOM6 homolog
Cellular component (GO): mitochondrial outer membrane translocase complex; mitochondrion
Source: RefSeq, a predicted model, not a curated record
AUGGCUUCCAGUGGGGUCGGCAUGACCGCUGCAGGCUCAGCAAACGAAGCUCCUGAAAUUCCAGACAAUGCGGGAGCCUGGCUUCGGGGCAUCUACCACUUCACCACCCACAGGAAUGACUUGAGGAACUUGAUCCUCAACUUGGGACUUGCUGCUGGAGUUUGGCUGGCCAGGAAUUUGAGUGACAUUGACCUAAUGGCACCUCAGCCUGGCGUGUAG